Triticum urartu is the source of this 2893-nucleotide messenger RNA. RefSeq lists its product as uncharacterized. Lineage: Eukaryota; Viridiplantae; Streptophyta; Magnoliopsida; Poales; Poaceae. The record is from RefSeq and is a predicted model, not a curated record.
UCUCCAUUUCUUCUUUUCCCCGUCUUCUUCGCCUUCUUCUUUCUCGUUCUCGUUCGACACUGCAGAUUAUAGAUCGACAGCGGACGGAGUUCCUCCCUCCGCCCGGCGUUCUUGCCCAAGAGCUCCCUAUCUAGUAACCAUGUCUGAAACUCUGAAACACCGUGGGACUAUAAAGCAUAGGUUCUCGACCCUCAGAUGGAACAAAGCCAUUUCAAAUUUAACUGAUAAGCAAAAAGGAUAUGUUUCGAAACAUGAUCUGGAUAAUCUGUUGCACAUCAAUAAGCAUCUCAUUGUGCCCAUCGGUUUCAUGCAAUGGCUUGCCGACCAUACUCACUCAAAUGUUGUCUUCAAGUACAAGAACAAAGUUAUUCAAAUCCAAAGGGAAAUGGUCAAUCAGGUUUUUGGAAUUCAAUCUGGUUCUGAACCUUUUCCUACCGAGAGCAAUGAUCCUGCUGUAGUAGCAAAAGUUAAGGCACUCAGUGAUAAAUAUAAAUCUGGAAGUAGGACCAUUCCAAUAGAAAACAUUGUCAACAUGAUGAAGAAUGAUGAAACUGAGGAAGGGUUUAUUUGUAGUUUCCUGUUUCUGUUCAUCUCAACAGUUCUUUGUCCAAUCACUGGCAACUACGCGAUCUGGAAGCUUCUGUACGGUCUGCAUGACAUUUCAAAGUUGUAUAAUUAUGAUUUGGCAAGUUAUUGCGUCAAUCACCUCAGUGAAGAGAUCGGAAGCUUCCACGAAAAUAUUUUUAACAGAGUCUCAAUUGUUUUGAACGAUCCCAUCUGGGUUGGCGGCUACCUGCCCAUGCUUGUUAUCAUAUAUAUGGAUUUUCUGGAUCUUAAUUCUGCAAGGCCAUUUAGGAGCAUUAACUACAAUGUGCCCAGAAUGGUUCGUGUGCAGAAUGUUGAUUUACUUCAUGCAGCUAAUGUUGAUUUCAAAAGGACAACUAACAAACCAGUAGCAUAUGGAACACUGCCUCUUCGGGACAUUUCCACCACACCAUAUGGAGCUCGUCCACUAGCAUUGGUUGAGGAUACAUGUUUCAACGCCAAACAAGGAACAUUGGCCACAAGACCACCGGAAGAUGUUGGUUUGAAAUCAUCCAACCAACCUGAAGUAGUGCAAGUUAUAUUAGAGGUGGUCGCCAAGCAUGAUGAGCUGUGGAGAAAAAGUCAUGAAGAACACAUGUCUCGAAUGCGUGCAGAUUUGGCAAGCAAUGUGUCUUCCAUCAUUCCAAGCACCAAUUCUAUGAUGGCAAAUACUACCACCCCUCCUGUUAUUAUCAGCCAAUACCAAGGGACAAUAGCAACUCAGUCAACAGUGGACUAUAACAAUCAGGGAAUGUUAUCAAUGGUGAUUACCAAACACGAUGAUUUGUUGAAGAAAGUCCAUGAAGAACAUGUAUCUAAAGUGUUGACAGAUAUGAGCAAAAGUGCGAUUCCUUGUGCACAAAAUGUGUGCUCCCAGUGUAAUGAAGCAAAAACUCUUGUUACUCGCAGUAGCAAUACCCACAACAACGACAGUGCUCUUGUGCGAUACCAGGCAACGGCUGCUGUCAGUCAAGAUCAGAAAGUUAACAAGAACAACAUUAUCUUCCUGAUAUUCAGCAAGUUAACAAGAACAGUGAUGUUGGCAAAUCCAUAGGACAAUCAGAACUUGGACUUCCACACAAAGAUUGUUCUUCUACGAGAGUGGUUCCUGAUAUUCAGCACGGCAUAACCCUUGCUAUGAUCUACGCUGAUGAUGCAGGAUCGAUGCCCUCCGAUGUUAAUGAGACAAGUACUCCAAAUGUUCUAUCUGGUCGUAGUACCAUCCAGAAAAAAACAGGAAGAAAAGAAAAGCAAAAAAGUUGCCCCCUGCAUCUCCAUUAUCAACACUAAAUCUAGAACCAGCUAUUGACAACUUUUACCAAAAGUACCUAAACUACAAGUUCUUCAAACACAAUCCCACUGUUCUAGAUUUCAAUGACCAAACGGUGUCAUAUGUAAAGUUCUACAACGCUCUAAAACCAAUUGGCAAAGUCAAUGAUGAGGUCAUGGAUGCCUAUGUUGCAGUUUUCAACCAUGAGAAUUUGAAUCCUGAUCCAAAAUCAAAGAAGCCUUCAAAAUUUUCAUUCUCAACACACUUUACAACUAAAUUGCUUGUGGAGCCUGCAAAAUUCGGCACCAGGUCUUGCCUUUGAUAAUUCAAGAGAAUCAACACAGGAAACAACCUGCACAAAUGUGACUUGGUAUAUUAGAUCUGUUUUCAUGAUUGUGACUUGCCAUUGGACUUUCUUUUGCGUCAACAAUCUCUUCGAAACAAUCAACUUCUUUGUUCAGCAAAUAGUGUCAAUGCUGAUGAACUCAACAUCCUCACAACAAACCUGCACUCUAUUCAAGGCAUCCAACUGCAGUUUCAAAAAUAUAGAAGAAUUCGUAAAGUUUUCUCCUGAAAACUAUCCCAAAGAACCUAACUUGCAUGACUGCGCUAUCUAUGGCACGCUGUACAUGGAUUGUUGGAACGGAAAAGACAUGAAGGAGUUUGAACAAGAAAUCGUUCCCCAAUUCCGUAAGCUCAUUGCAUACAAGAUAGGAAACUUCACUCAGAACAAGUUCCAGUUUGAGAAGAUGAAUGCUGAUGUCACAAAGAAGAGGAGAACCCACCGUUAAUUUUGAUAGUCAAACUAGUAUGAAAUGAACUAAGAUGAACUUGUUUAUGUUUUCGUGUUUCGUGUUCGCCGUUAGGUUUCCGAUGGGAAUUACAGUGAUAUGCGUACAAUGAUGAACAUGGUUGUGUUUCACUCUUAGAAUUUUGAGAAAGUAGCAUCGACCAAAAAGAGUACCUAUGGUUUUCCAUGUAAGCAAUGGUUCUCCAAGUAAGCUCUUAUUACGAAAUGUUUGUUCAAACGUUAUACAG